GUAGACAAAGCAGCGCUGUGAAAAGCGCAGCGGGCAGCCCAGCCCCUUCAUUGUGACAGCCAGAGAGUAAAGGUGUCGCAGUAAGCUUCUUCUGUUUGUCUAAGUGUCUUCUGGUACCAUGGCGCGGGUAGAGACAACCUCCAGUAGGCCGUACCAUCUGGUCAUCUUCGGAGCGUCUGGCUUCACCGGGCAGUUUGUGGUGGAGGAGGUAGCCCGGACUGCGUCCGAGGGACCCAAGGGGAAUCUGAAGUGGGCCGUGGCUGGCAGGAGCAAGCAGAAACUGGAAAAAGUUCUGGAGCAGGCCGCUGGAGUCCUCGGUAAGCCUGAGCUCCAGACAGAGGUGGACGUGAUCCUGGCAGACGUAGGCGAACCCGACUCCCUCGCAGCCAUGUGCAAGAAGGCCGUGAUCGUUUUGAACUGUGUCGGCCCGUACCGGUUCUUUGGCGAGGCCGUGGUCAGAGCCUGCGUGGAGAACGGCGCGCACCACAUCGACAUCUCUGGAGAGCCGCAGUUUUUGGAGGGCAUGCAGCUGAACUACAACAGCCAGGCGGCAGAGACAGGCGUCUUCGUCAUUGGAAGCUGUGGGUUUGACUCCAUUCCUGCAGACAUGGGAGUCAUCUACACACGAGAUCAGUUCAGGGGCACCCUGACUGCUUUGGAGAGCUUUCUGACUAUCAGCACGGGACCUGAGGGUGGGGGCCUCCAUGAGGGGACCUGGCAGUCGGCCAUCUAUGGCUUAGCCGACAGGCCGAACCUCAAGAGUCUAAGAAGGAAGUUUAACUGGAAACCUCUCCCCAUUGUUGGCUCCAAGCUGCGGCACAGGGGAGCGCUGUUCCACAGUAAUGAGAUCCAGCAGUACGCGAUUCCCUUCAUGGGUUCUGAUCCGGCCGUGGUGAAAAGAACCCAGCGCUUCCUGGCAGAGGAACAUCAAGACACGCCGGUCCAGUAUGGAGCGUAUGCUGGAGUUGGAGGUAUUGGCAGCGUCAUCAAGCUGAUGUUUGCUGGCAUGAUGUUCUGGUUGUUGGUCAAGUGCGCUUGUGGACGCAACCUGCUCUUGAAGUAUCCAGAGUUUUUCUCCUUUGGAAUAUUCACAAAAGCCGGACCAACCAGAAAGCAGAUGGAGGGGUCAUCCUUCCAGUUGUCCUUCUAUGGCGAGGGUUACACAGACGGUCAGGACCCCGCGCAGGGAAAACCUAACGCCAAGAUCCGCACUCGGGUUCAGGGACCAGAGGCCGGAUAUGUGGCCACGCCCAUUGCCAUGGUGCAAGCUGCUCUCACGAUUCUCAACGAACCGGCAGCUAUGCCCAAGAAGGGAGGAGUUUAUACUCCAGGAGCUGCUUUCGCCAAAACCACCCUCAUCAACCGCCUCAACAAACAUGGCAUCCAGUUCUCUGUCGUCUAACACUGACAUUUUUGUGAGCAUUUACUAACACGCAAAACUAUAACUGGGAAACUUUAAGCUUAGAAAUAUACUUUAUUUUGAUUAAAACACUCUUCAAGCUUCAAAUUUUGAUUUUGGUGAUGUGUUCCACUUUUAAUCCUUUGCUGCAGCCAGAACCUCCUCAGAUUUCCCUUCAGUACUUCGAAGGUUUUCCUUGGAAACCGAGCACAAUUGUUGCUGUGUUUUCUUGUCAAGGGCAGUAAAAGAAAUGUUAAGUUUUGCAUGGUUUUCCACUGACAUGAUUACUGAUAAUAGAAGUAUUCAGGACAAUUUUGUUCAGUUCAUGCCUCUGGACACGGAUAAUAAAGAGAAAACUAAUAUUUUAUGUAUACGGUCACACAAAUAAUAAAAAGCAUUUAACAGAUUGUCAAAGCAUGAACAGGUUUCCUGAAUGUUGCACAGCUGUUUUUGACCAAAGCCCAUCAAAUUUUUCCACAAAACAUGUUAAAGCUCCUCUACCUUCCAGUUUUUGCUCGUAGUUUUUGAUCUAUAUGUACAAAUAGAGGACUGAGGUAGAAGUAGAUGAUUACAGUUUAAAAGAUUAACAUGUUGAUUGCUUUUUUCUUUCUAAUUUCUUUGGUCUGAAGCCAUUAGAUGAGGGCAGAAGCUGCAACAUUUGCAUUUAUUCAUGUGAUAUUUCUUUAAAGUCAUGAGUGGCAUGUCUAAAUUACCUGUUAUCGCUUCAACAAACAGCAUGACGCUUGAUGAAACUAAACUUUCUACGGUGUUUAGUUUGAUAAAUAUUGCUCUGUACAUGCAAAUUAGGGUCAGAGCAAUUCUAUUCAGACCUCUCUGAGCAUUUUGUGCAUUGUUCAGGCUUUAUUUUGUGUCACUGUUUGCUUCAUAAAUAAAGAUGUUUCCACCAAAA
This is a messenger RNA of Gambusia affinis (western mosquitofish), 2309 nucleotides long. Its product is annotated as saccharopine dehydrogenase-like oxidoreductase. The record is from RefSeq and is a predicted model, not a curated record. The transcript is spliced from 12 exons. Gene Ontology annotation, biological process: glycolipid biosynthetic process. Lineage: Eukaryota; Metazoa; Chordata; Actinopteri; Cyprinodontiformes; Poeciliidae. Gene Ontology annotation, cellular component: plasma membrane; lipid droplet; mitochondrion. The coding region runs from base 119 to 1402 and encodes 427 amino acids.